UUAUGCAGCGUUUAUAAAGAAAUGUUAGGUUGGAUGUGAAAACGUACAAUUCUGGAUAAGUGUGGCCGGGGUUGGCCUUGUAGGCUCAAAGCAUAUGGCGAUUGCCGGUUUAAUGUCUCAAGUACGGCGAGCUACUGCGGCGAAAUAAUUCAAAUUGCGAGUGUAUUGCACUUCAAAAAUGAUGCUUAAAAUGAACAGCGAGGCGUAUGCACACUUGAUACAAAUCUUGGAGAAGACAAUUUCACCAGACAAACAUGAAUUAGAAACAGCACAAAACUACCUUGAACAAGCUGCACAGACAAAUUUGCCUGAAUUUCUAAAAACUCUUUCCGAUGUAUUACUUCAUGGAGCAAAUAGCCAAGUUGCCAGAAUGGCAGCAGGCUUACAACUCAAAAACAACCUUACUUCAAAGGACCCAAAGAUCAGAGAACAGUUUCAACAAAGGUGGCUGUCUUUUCCCGAAGAAACACGACAUUACAUUAAGAAAAACAUAAUUGGGGCUCUUGGAACUGAAAGUACACGGCCAAGUUCUGCAGCCCAAUGUGUUGCUUGUGUCGCAAUUGCAGAAAUCCCACAUCAACAAUGGCCCGAUCUCAUAUCAGUAUUAUCUGCAAAUGUUAUCAACAUCAACAGUACUGAAAUGACAAAAGAAGCAACUCUCGAGACAAUUGGUUAUAUCUGUGAAGGGAUUGAACAAGAAGCUCUUGUAAGCAAGUCGAACGAAAUUCUUACAGCUAUCAUACAUGGAAUGAGGUCCACAGAGCCAAGCAAUCAUGUUCGUCUUGCUGCUACAACUGCUCUCUUAAAUUCUUUGGAAUUUACAAAAGCAAAUUUCAAAGAAGAAGUUGAAAGGAACUACAUCAUGGAAGUUGUUUGCGAAGCAACCCAGUCUCCUGACACUCAAGUUAGAGUUGCUGCUCUUCAGUGUCUAGUAAAAAUAAUGUCACUGUAUUAUCAAUACAUGGAACCCUACAUGGCCCAAGCGUUAUUUCCAAUAACACUAGAAGCCAUGAAAUCCGACAUCAACGAAGUGGCAUUACAAGGUAUUGAAUUCUGGUCGAAUGUAAGUGAUGAAGAAGUCGAUUUGGCCGUUGAAGAAAAUGAAGCUUCUGAGCUAGGGAAACCUCCAAAAGAGACAUCGAGGUUUUAUGCCAAAGGAGCGCUACAAUUUCUUGUGCCCGUCGUCCUCUCAAAAUUGACCAAACAAGAAGAAUUCGAUGAUGAAGAUGAUUGGAAUCCGAGCAAAGCAGCUGGAGUGUGCCUCAUGUUAUUGGCUUCGUGUUGUGAAGACAGCAUAGUUCAAUACGUACUUCCUUUUGUACAUGAUAAUAUCAAAAGCUCUGAUUGGAGAUACAGAGAUGCUGCACUCAUGGCUUUCGGUUCAAUUCUUGGUGGUUUAGAGCCACAUACAAUUCAACCCUUUGUCGAACAAGCAAUGCCGACUCUCAUCGAACUGAUGUAUGACACUUCUGUAACUGUGAGGGACACCGCUGCCUGGGCAUUGGGAAGAAUCUGUGAAAUAGUCCCUGAAGCAGCUGCUAACGAAACAUACUUGAAACCCCUUUUAGAAGCACUUUUAAGUGGAUUAAAUGCGGAGCCUCGUGUUGCUGCAAAUGUGUGUUGGGCCUUUAACGGCUUGGCUGAAGCUAUCUAUGAAAAAGCAGAGAGCAUCAAACCAGACCAACCCGAAACAUACAUGUUGUCACCUUAUUUUGAAUUUAUUGUGCACAAACUACUUGAGACUACUGAUAGAGUAGAUGGGGCCCAAGCCAAUUUGAGAUCAGCAGCAUACGAAGCUUUGAUGGAAAUGAUAAAGAACUCACCCAAAGAUUGCUAUGUAACAGUACAAAAAACUACAAUGGUAAUUUUGGAAAGGCUGAAUCAAGUGCUGGCCAUGGAACAACAAAUUCAGUCGCAUUCUGAUAGAGCUCAGUUUAAUGAUUUACAAAGCCUUCUUUGUGCUACACUCCAGAGUGUUCUUCGCAAGAUGACCCUAGAAGAUGCACCAAAAAUAUCUGAUGCUAUAAUGAACGCAUUAUUACUCGUUUUUAAUUCAAACUCUAUUAAAUUUGGUUCUGUUCAAGAAGAUGCUUUGAUGACGGUCUCGACUUUGGUACAAGUUCUUGGGGAAGGGUUCAUAACUUAUAUGCCAGCGUUUAAACCGUUUUUAUUUAUGGGCUUGAAAAAUCAUGUUGAAUAUCAGGUUUGCUGCGCUGCUGUUGGCCUUACUGGCGAUAUAUGCAGAUCGGUGAAAAACAAACUUCUCCCGUAUUGUGAUGAAAUUAUGACACUUUUACUUGAGAAUUUAGGGGAUGCAAGUGUGCACAAAUCUGUGAAACCAGAGAUUCUGUCAGUCUUUGGUGACAUCGCUAUGAGUAUUGGGCCUGAAUUUAAAAAAUAUCUCGACAUAACCUUUCACACACUGGCACAAGCUUCAGAGAUCAGACUUGAUAAGUGUGAUUAUGAUACAAUUGAAUGGCUUAAUAAUCUCCGUGAAGGCGUAGUGGAGGGUUUCAGUGGUAUUAUACAAGGUCUCAAAGGAGACGAUCCUAACAUCUUAAACCCCGAUGUCGCUUUAUUGGAAAGAUUCAUUCCUAUAAUGGUUAAAACCCUUGUUAUCAUCGCUUCAGAUAACAAUAAAAAUGAUAAGAACAUUUCCGCAUGUGCUGGCCUUAUCGGGGAUUUGUGUGGGGUUUUUGGUGCAAAAAUGGUGCCACUUCUGGAUGUCGAGCCGAUUAAAACUAUGCUCACUCAGGGGAAAAAGUCAACCCAACCCAGCACCAAAAGUAUGUGUAAUUGGGCAAUAAAGGAGCUUCGCAAACACAAACAAGAAAACUCUAGCUGAUUGAAUUUAGACAAUAGGGAUUCAAGGCCAACCAUCAUAAUCCUUCUUUUUGGUUAUCUUCUGGAAAAUUGCGCACCCCAAAGUGAGAUUGGAGCUGAUUGGAGAAGGGAGCUGAUUUAUCCCUGAGGGGUGAGAGGCUGAAAGUGCAAGUGUUUCUCCGAACGUGUGCAGUGAUAUUAAUUAUUAUAUGUUGACUGUGAGAGACUUAAACAAAAAUUAAUUAAUAAUAAUUUGUGAGCGAGGAGACUGAGCGUGUAUGAACUAUGCUGUGAUUUUUUCUGAGGGGCCCUCAACCAGGCACAUCUAUUUUCAACUGAAAACACAUUUAUCCCCUUUUAUUUUUAUUUAAAAAAUCAUCUUUAUAUUCAUUUUACUAAGAUUCCAAAUGUAAUGGGAAAAGCAUGACGGUUGCUAAAGAGAGCUGAGAAGUGCUUUUUUAAUUUAUUUUUAUUUUAUUAUAACUUUUAUUAUUUUUGUUUUUUUAUUUUUUAAGGUACUUCACUAUUUGUAUCUGAACUGAAAAUAAAUUUGAAUGAAGUGCCUUGAUAAUAAUUUUAUAUGAGAAAUGUUAAAAGCUCAGGUUGUCUUGUCAUGUUAAAAAUUAAAUUAGAAUUAGCAGAGAAAAAUAUUCGUUCAGAAGUAAUUUUAGGUUAUUUUAAGUGUUUGUUUUGUACUAGCAAUGAUAAUUUUUUAUUCAAAAUAAAAAAAUUUAUCUAAUUUAAGACUUAAAGCUCAGCAUUGUCUCAAAUUAUAAAAGACAUUAUUCUGAUAACUUUUUUUAAAAAUAUAUAUAUAUAAAUUUGUAAUAUUACAUUUGCUAGUACAAAUCAUUACUUGAAAGUAAAACAAAAAUAGUUACAUAAUGUGUAUUAUAAUGCGAUGGUUUUGUGAAAUGUUUCAUUUUAUCCAUUUUAAAAAGACUUGUAAUCUUCCUUAAAACUAAACAAUCAAAAAAAUUAGAUGUAAUCAAUUUUCACAGUUUUAAACCAGGAUGAAACAUCCUAUUGAAACUGUUGCAUUUUAUUUAUUAGAAGCUAUUUUUAAUGGAAAAAAAUUUAUAUACAAUCGCCUAAACAAAAUAAGAAGAGCAGUUCCUCCAAUCAAAUGUUUUAUUGUUUAUGUUUUUUGAUAUGUGAAAUGAAAACACAAUAAAUAGUAAUUAAGGUACAAGGCAGUCUUGAGCAAGACAUUUGAGUGUCUGUGAAAAGAGUUUUGUAAACUAUUUCAAUUUAACUGUGAUUGUGAAGUGUGUGCAUUCAUUUCAGGAUGUUGCCUGUCAACGUGUCGCACUUCUCUCUUUAUUAUUCCGGACUGUGUGAUAAUCAUCGUCCCUCGAAUGUAUGCGAAUCUCAUGCCUGCCGAAGUGUAGUUAUAUAUAUUGUAUAGAUUUAAUAUUAAAUAAACAAAAAACAACAAAAAAACACUUCCAACGGUAUGGAAGUAUAUAUAUAUUAUGCAUUGUAUCAAUGAGCGUUUGUGAGUAUGUUUGCUAAAAACUUUUGUACAAAUGUAUUUUGUCUGUUAUUAAUGACUAUUGUUAUGACUGAGGAUUCGGUUGUUUUGUUGAAUGUGUGUGUGAAUGUUAAUGUGUGAAUCUAGUGUGUAGUAUGAGUGAUACUGUGCCAUUGCUGAUCCCAGAAGCUUGUCAAAACACUAUUAUAGCAGCACCCUUGGCUUCCUAUUUUUCAAUCCUUAUUGCUUGUACUACUGCUCCUUUUUGCCCAUGCUUUUUAAGUCAAAAUAAAAUUGAAAAGCUAUUGAAAUUUGUAAGUUGUUCUAUUUUACUUACCUAUUAGUUUCAAACAAAACUAAUUAAAUUACAAGUUAUAUUGUUUUUAGAUUUAAUUUAAACAUCAUAAAACCAUUCCUGUAUCCUAGGAUUAUAAACAUGAUCUAGUUUUCUUUUUUUUAUUUAUUUAACAAAUAUAGCCGUUAGAGUAGAUUAUCUUUUGUU
This is a messenger RNA of Cimex lectularius (bed bug), 4799 nucleotides long. RefSeq names its product importin subunit beta-1 (gene Fs(2)Ket). The transcript has 11 exons. Gene Ontology annotation, biological process: protein import into nucleus. Gene Ontology annotation, molecular function: small GTPase binding; nuclear import signal receptor activity. Gene Ontology annotation, cellular component: nucleus; cytoplasm. The record is from RefSeq and is a predicted model, not a curated record. NCBI's taxonomy places the organism in Eukaryota, Metazoa, Arthropoda, Insecta, Hemiptera, Cimicidae. Bases 179 to 2845 code for a protein of 888 amino acids.